Molecule: messenger RNA, 1841 nt
Organism: Lottia gigantea (owl limpet)
Lineage: Eukaryota; Metazoa; Mollusca; Gastropoda; Lottiidae
Exons: 5
Coding region: 168-1502 (444 amino acids)
Biological process (GO): transmembrane transport
Molecular function (GO): monocarboxylic acid transmembrane transporter activity
Source: RefSeq, a predicted model, not a curated record
AGACGAAGGUUGAAUUGGUCAAGCGGAUGGCAAACCUGUCACUUUGAAAAGUUUACCAAUGUUAUUCACAAGAGGUGAAAAGUCCAGUAUUAAUGUAACUCAUGUGACUUUUGGAAUAGCAAUAGUUAUAUUACCAGGUGACUGAAAAUAAGUAGUCUGAAAUAAACAUGGAAGGUGGAAAAUGGGGUUUGAUUAUCAUCUUCUCAGCAUUUAUGAUUCAAUUCCUGGCAUUUGGUACCAGUUUUGCUAUGGGUGUUUAUACUGUGGAAUUCUUAGAUUAUUUUGACAAUGACACAUUUGCAGUGUCAUUUAUUUUGUCAAUAAAUAUAGGAAUGUUUCUAGGAUCAGGACCAAUAGUUAGUUUUUUAAUGACAAAAUUCACCCAUAGAACUCUGGCAAUAGUUGGUGGUUUUAUGAGUUUUGUAGGUGUUUUGAUGAUGCCUGUAUUACCUUAUUUACCCGCUCUGUAUUUCUUCUAUGGUAUUAUAAAUGCUGUGGGUUGCUGUAUGGCAUAUACACCAUCACAUGUAUUAAGUGGAUUGUAUUAUAAUAAAUACCAAAGUUUAUCAACUGGUGUGGCUACAAGUGGUUCAGGAUUAGGAUCAGCUGUGAUGCCUAUUGUUAUUGGUUAUCUCAUAGAGGAAUACUCCUGGAAGGGAUCUUUAUAUAUUGUAAGUGCCAUGAAUCUGAAUAUAGUUGUAUUUGCUGCACUAUUGAGGCCAGUACCUAUCUCUUCUGAAGGCACAUUCCUCAAAGAAUCUCAAAAUUGCUCAGAAAAAAUGAUCUCUGAAGAAAAGGAAAAAGUAAAAAUUCAACCUAAAUUUGUUUUGUGUCUGAAGAACAUCGUUAAAAAACAUUUCUUUAUUUUUCAUGAUUUUGGUUUUGUUGUGUAUUGUUUAAAUAAUGUAUGUUGGAAUUUUACAUGUGGUGUAACUAUGACAUUUAUUCCUGAUUAUUUGGUAAUUCAAGGAAUUCCACGGAUAGAUGCUGCCUUUAUUGUAACUAUCUGUGGUCUUGGAACAUUUGUUGGAGGUGUUGCUGGAGCUAUAUUAGGAAAUAUAACUAUUAUUAAUAGGAUCUUUUUAUUUAGUCUAAGUAAUAUAUUGACGGGUAUUAGUUGUUUUAUUUUUGUAUGGAUCUCAAGUUAUUCUAAUUAUUUGGCUGUUGGAUUUGUUUAUGGCUUUUGUUUUGGAAUAACUCUUGGCUUACUAUUAGUAUUAGUGACAGAUAUUCUUGGGGUUGAGAAUUUAGGACAUGGACUGGGAUAUUUGCUCAUGGCUAAUGGAAUUGGUGCUUUUUUAGGACCUCCUGUAGCAGGAUAUCUAGAUGAAGUAUAUGGUGGAUAUGAACCAGGUAUAUAUACAGCAGGUGUAGUAGCUAUUAUUGGUGGAUUAUUGUUACUUUUAAUACCUCUUUUUAAUUUCUUUACGAACAAAUCUCAGAAGAGAACACAGUGUACAGAGACAGAACUAAUGGAAUGUGAAAUACCUCUCAAGACAUAAACAGGUGAAACUGGUUUCUAGAUUUCUUACAAUAGAAUGUGAUGAUACUCAGAGUUUCAGCUUAAUGUAUAGAAAAACUGUUUGUCUUUGAGACUACACUUUGACUUGUACUAUGAACUUAAAGGUGUCAGGACUUUUGAAUUAACAGCAUUUCAUUCAUAAAUGCAUAAUUUUACUUCUAAAAUGUUUAUUUUAUUUCUAAAAUGUUUAUUUUAUUUCUAAAAUGUUUAUUUUAUGUAUAACACAUUUUUAAAUAUAUUUUUUUUUAAAAGACUUGAUAUUUAAUGUGUUUUCCAUUGUUUAAAAAAUAAAAUGAAGAAUGAUUUUUUAACCUUUAAA